CAUCAUUCCAUUCGUUUAAAACUCGUAUCGACUUUCGUCCACAACCUGUUAUAUUGACCAUUCAUACGGUUUAUUUUAAUAAGUGUGCUCUCGGUGUUAGUUUGUUAUCUGUGGGCGGCUGUGGCUUUUGACUUUUCAAGUUUUCUGCAGUGAUUCCUUUCUAUUUUCUACAAUCAAAUCAAUUUGCACACAAAGAGUAGACACUCGCGUGGCAUAGCAUUUAAAAAACCACAGUUGUGUUGCCUGUUAAAGUUGUCAAGACUCAAGAGUGUAUAAAUAUACUGCAAUUCAUACUUGAGCACACAUAAUACAAAAUAUUUGCAUACACAAACCAAGAUCAAAAAUACAAUAGCUGAAAUUGAAUAGUCAUGCCGAAGGAAAAUGGAGCGAUGAUGCAACACUUCCACUGGUACUCUAAGGAUGAUGGCUCACUGUGGCGAACUGUCACCGAGGAAGCACCCAAUCUGGCUGAAGCUGGGUUCACAGCUAUAUGGCUUCCGCCUAGUUACAAGGGUACCGGUGGUGGUCAAGAUGUUGGAUAUGGCGUGUACGAUAUGUAUGAUCUCGGAGAAUUCGACCAGAAGGGCAGCGUGCGAACGAAGUACGGAACCAAGGAUGAGUACGUGAACGCUGUAAAAGCACUCCAGGAUAAUGGCAUCCACGCAUAUGCUGACAUUGUAAUGAACCACAGAAUGGGUGGCGACGAAGCCGAGCCAGCUAAGGCGAUCCCACACUCAAAAAGCAAUAGGUUACAGCCCAACGGUGAGCUCAAGGAUGUAUCCACAUUCACGCAUUUCAAAUUCCCCGGUCGAAACGGUAAAUACUCCAAAUUCGAAUGGCACUGGAAUCAUUUUAAUGCCGUGGACUACGAUGAUAGCAAUCCGGACGAUCAAGAUUCCAUCUUCCUCUUCGAGGGGAAGAAAUUUGACGAACAAGUCAGCAAGGAGAACGCGAAUUUCGACUACUUGAUGGGUUCUGAUCUUGAUUUCGACGUCGAAGAGGUGCGCAAUGAGAUGAUUGAGUGGGGUCAGUGGUAUAUCGAUACCACCAACAUCGAUGGGUUUCGUCUUGAUGCUGUCAAGCACAUCCCGGCCUGGUACAUCCCUCAGUGGCUAGAGGCUAUGAACAAGCACAAGAAAACAGAUAUGUUUGCGGUUGCUGAGUAUUGGGAAAACGGACUUGACAACCUUAAGAAAUAUCUACAUCAUUCCAAGGGACAAGUAUCGUUAUUUGAUGUACCUCUGCACUACAACUUCCGGACAGCCAGUAUUAAAGGUGGUGGCUUUGAUAUGCGCAAGAUAUUCGACGGUACACUAGUACAGGAUUGCCCUGAUCUAGCCGUGACUUUCGUUGCGAACCAUGACAGUCAAGCUCUUCAGGAUUUGGAGAGUGUAGUUGAGUCUUGGUUCAAACCUAUGGCAUACGCCUUGAUCCUUUUAAGGCAGCAAGGAUACCCCUGCGUUUUUGAGGCUGACUACUACGGCGCCGAGUACACGGAUGAUGGAAAAGAUGGCGAGCAGUACACGAUCCACAUGCCUAGUCACAGGUACCUCAUUGACAAGUUCUUGUACGCCCGCAAACACUUCGCCUACGGUCAACAGAAUGAUUACUUCGAUCAUCAGGACUGUUUGGGAUGGACCUGUCUGGGUGAUGAGGGCCAUGAAGGUACAAUGGCCGUGAUUCUGACUGACGCAGGAGAGGAUUCCAAACACAUGGAGACAGGAAAGCCAAACACAUCGUAUGUGGAUAUUACCGGGCACAUCGAGGAAUCUGUUACGACUGACGAGAAUGGCUGGGCCGAGUUCAAGUGCGACGGUGGCAGUGUUAGUGUUUGGGUCGAGGCAGACAAAACUUCGUUAUAGAUUGUGUAUAGUACAUAAAAAGCAUAAAAAUAAAUCAGUCGGUCUUAAAAAGCCGUUGUUUGUCACAAUA
Sphaeroforma arctica JP610 is the source of this 1932-nucleotide messenger RNA. RefSeq names its product alpha-amylase. Gene Ontology annotation, molecular function: calcium ion binding; hydrolase activity, hydrolyzing O-glycosyl compounds. The transcript has a single exon. Lineage: Eukaryota; Ichthyosporea; Ichthyophonida. Gene Ontology annotation, biological process: carbohydrate metabolic process. The record is from RefSeq and is a predicted model, not a curated record. The coding region runs from base 369 to 1862 and encodes 497 amino acids.